ACGACCUUCUUCGUCUUCUUUCUUGGCCAGAUUAAAGAAACCCUGUUUUCUGCCUUCUUAUUUCUUUAUGUAGAAAACCUUUUUCUGUAUAGAUUUGGGGUUUCUGUCUUCCGUUUUCUAGCUUUGCUUUAGUGCUUUGAGCUCUCUUAUGCUUGAAGAAAAUCUUGAGUUCUCUGUUAUUUCAGAUUUAACAGGAAUCAAUUGAGGCUGUCGUGUGUUCAACAUGGGAAGGGUAGUUCAUCAACGGUCUGAUGAUGUUGAAUUGGAGAAUUAUCAUCCAGGUUGCAUGGGGGGCAUAUUUAAUGUUCUUGACCACCGUCAUUGGUAUAAUGUCAAAAAGAUUCUCCCAAACAGAAAGUUCAACAGAGGAAGACGUUCGAGAUGGUGUGCAAAUCCGCAAACUUUAUCCAUGGAACGUGAACCUGUGGAAUCCCAAAGGUUAUUAGAUGCCGAGGCUGAACAAAUCCAAGUUCAGCAGCAAACAAGGAAAGCAGGACCAACCAACAAAAGGUCUGGCAACGCGCCCACAAAAGGGUUAACUAGUAAAGAGAAGGCUAAGGAAGAGAACGAAAAUAAAGAUUGGAUUCUGGGGCAUUCUGCAAAAUCACAGUUGCAGCAAACUGAUUCAACCCAUCACCUGGAACAUUCAGGUUUCGGUCUAGGUUGGAUGAAUCCAAUUAUCCUUGUCCGCAAGCAAGGCGACACCUCCUAUACGACCUCGACAAAGAGUAAAAGGCCUGAUAUCCAUGAAAGCAAGAAUGCAGACCAACACUUCGAACAUGAAGGGAAUUCUGGAAAGCAUGCUAAUAAUAAUAGGGGAACUCGAAAUCUGAAGCCAGAGUCUAUAAAGCUCAAUAAACAAGUUUCAUACAAUCAGGUUGAGGCUGUGGAUGUUUUGGAGAUAUUUAAGGUAAACAAAGAUUUAUUCCUAGAUAUUCUUCAGGAUCCUGAGGUUCGUAUUUCACAUCAUUUUCCUGGAAAGCAAACUUCAAAGGCAGUAAAAUUAACAAAAUCAGGCUCAUUUCCGAUGCUUGAUUCACCUCGCAGUGGAUAUCUUAGGUCUAGUACACUUGAGCACAAGCAGAAGGAAGUUUGGUCAUUCCGAAGGGGCGAAAAAUCCAUCGCAGGUGCUCAAUUAUCCAAGUCAAAGACCUUGACGAGGAGCGCCAAUGGUUUUCAGGGCUUUGUCAAGGAAGAAGCAAGCUCUUCACCCCAGGCAUCUGAUUCCCAAAGAUGGAAUCAUUUAGUUAUGAAUCGUCUCAAGGACAUUAAGCAGAGAAUAAAGCAGACCCUUAAGGAAAGGCUAAAGAGUAUUAACCAUACAAGGUCCAAUGAGCUCACCCUUCUUGUUUCUUCAAGAGAUCCAUUGUCCACAAAUGAGAGAGAGGCAUUGGAAAGCUCUGAUAAAAUGGCCAGUAGUUGUCCUCCAAACAAUACCGAAGAUCAUGAUAUCGACAAUGGUAGACUCAGAAUGAUGAUAAGAACAAAGUCUAUAAAUGAGUCACUAGAGAGAUACACUCGGUUGUUUCAGCACAGUGCAAGCAACGAAGCCAAUUUGAAUCACUCAAGGAGCUUAAAGUUGAGAAAUGAAGAUGAAGUUCCAUCAAGAGGGAAUAAUGCUCCCAAGUUUUUCAGGAGGAUUUCAUCCCUAUCUGAUCUUGAAUCAUUUUGCUCCCUUCUAUAUGAGGUGCCUUAUCAUGCUUUUUCAUCGGAGAUCCCAAUCAGGAGUAUCCAAGAUAAUGAUGCAGACAAGGAAACCGAUGCUCAUAUAGAACCAAAACCAACUAGUUUCCCUGAAGAUAUUGAUAACUUAGAACAAGUAGAAGCCGUUAUAGAGGCUGAAUCGCAGGGAAACAGACGAGAAGGAUUGAAUAGCCGUGGUUCAACUGGUUUAUCAGUGGAUAAAAGCAGUGAACAAAUUGCUAAACCAUGUGAAUUCAAUGAAGAUGCAGUUGAGCUGACGCAAUCAACUUCAGAUUUAAGUGGCAUGACCAACACAGCGAAGCUUCCAUUGUCAGAAGGUUUAGGACUGAAUCAUUCAAACUUUCCCGAGAGUGAAGCAGAGUAUUUUAUGAAAGAAAGGCGCAGAACAAGCCAGGAAAGUGUUGACAAUAAAACCAUGGGAAACAGCAGUCGGCUCCUAUUCUUUGAACCAGAUAGGGAGGCUGAUCCUUGGUACAAUUAUGUCAAAGACAUUUUGGAGCUCUCAGGUUUCACACGAGAUGAGGGGCGCCAAAUAUGGUUCUCACCGGACCAACCAUUGGACCCAUCAAUGUUCAAGGAAUUGGAGACUCUAUUGCAUCCUGAACUGGAAUCCACCAUUGAUGAAUUUGGAAGUAACCGUGAUCACCGACUGAUUUUCGAUCUCGUCGAUGAAGAGUUACUUGAGAUGGGUGAAAAAUCAUCUGUAUAUUUCCCCAAGCACUUCUCUUUCAACACUAGCAUUAGCUUGAAGCUCAAGAGAAACGAUGUUGUUGAAGAAGUGUGGAUCAAAGUUAGCAAAAACCUGGCUUCCCAACCAGAACAUGACCGGUCAUUGGAUGCUAUUGUUGCUAGAGUUUUGGACAGAAACGCCUGGAUGAGCAUUCAAGCCGAAUCAGAAGUCGUGGCACUUGAGCUAGCAGAUUUAAUUUUUUAUGAGCUUUUAUAA
Hibiscus syriacus is the source of this 2650-nucleotide messenger RNA. RefSeq names its product protein TRM32-like. The record is from RefSeq and is a predicted model, not a curated record. The transcript is spliced from 6 exons. Bases 224 to 2650 code for a protein of 808 amino acids. NCBI's taxonomy places the organism in Eukaryota, Viridiplantae, Streptophyta, Magnoliopsida, Malvales, Malvaceae.